UACCGCGAUAAUCCCAAUGCUCCAAUGACGUAGAACCACUCGACCCUAGCUAGCUAGCUGAUCCAUUGAUGAACCACGGCUCCAACAGCUGAACCACACUGCCACGGCCAACACUACCAGAACUAUUUAAACACGCGUCCGUGGAACGGCAAGUCAGGCUGAGCCAGCGGCCAUCACUCAGCGCCCUUUGCCAAUUGCCAUCGUCGAGCAGACACCUGCUUGGUCUCUUGCCGCACGUACGCACAGGGAAACUAGCAGCAAGCUAGAGAGCUAUGGGGAGUGUGGCCGAAGAGAGGGCUCUCGGCUUCGGCGGCCUGGUGAGCGACCUGAGGGAGGUGUACGAGAGCGGCAGGACCAAGGACCUGGAGUGGAGGCAGUCGCAGAUCAAGGGGCUCAUCAGGCUCAUGCAGGAGAAGGAGGAGGAGAUCUUCGACGUGCUCCGCGAGGACCUCGGCAAGCACCGCGGCGAGUCAUUCAGGGAUGAGGUUGGGGUUCUGGUGAAGUCCGUCAAAGACAAGCUGAAAAACCUCCACAAGUGGGCGGCUCCGGAGAAGGCUGACGCGCCGUUGGUUGCCUUCCCGGCGACCGCGUUCGUGGUGCCGGAGCCACUCGGGGUGGUGUUCAUCUUCUCCUGCUGGAAUUUCCCAAUAGGCUUAGCUUUAGAGCCUCUCUGCGGAGCCUUGGCGGCCGGCAACGCCGUGGUGUUGAAGCCAUCCGAGCUCGCGCCGUCCACCUCCGCGUUCCUCGCGGCCAACAUACCCAAGUACCUGGACUCCAAGGCCGUGAAGGUCGUCGAGGGUGGCGCGGAGGUGGGAGAGAAGCUCAUGGAGCACAGAUGGGACAAGGUCCUUUUCACCGGCAGCGCCCGUGUGGGGCGCAUCAUCAUGACGAAGGCAGCGAAGCACCUGACCCCGGUUGCGCUUGAGCUCGGCUCCAAGUGCCCGUGCAUCGUCGAUUGGCUGGAUGGUAGUAGGGACAGCCAGGUGGCUGUGAAUCGCAUAACCGGGGCGAAAUGGUCAGCUUGUGCCGGUCAAGCUUGCAUCGCCAUCGAUUACGUGCUGGUCGAGGAGGAAUUUGCACCGAUUCUGAUCGAACUGCUGAAAUCAACACUGAAGAGAUUCUUCACCAAACCAGAGCACAUGGCGCGCAUUCUGAACAAGAAGCACAUCCAGAGGCUGAGUGACCUUCUGGAGGAUCCCAGGGUGGCGUCUUCCGUGGUGCACGGCGGGUCCGUCAACCCCAAGACCCUGAGCGUCGAACCCACCAUUCUGCUGAACCCUCCGCUUGACUCUGACAUCAUGACGGAGGAGAUAUUCGGCCCGCUGCUCCCGAUCAUCACGGUCAAGAAGAUCGAAGACAGCAUCACGUUCCUCAAAUCGAAGCCGAAGCCGCUGGCGAUCUACGCCUUCACCAGGAACGAGAAGCUGAAGCGCCGGAUCAUAGAGGAGACGUCAUCCGGGAGCGUCACAUUCAACGACGCGGUGGUGCAGUAUGGACUGGACAGCCUCCCGUUCGGUGGCGUGGGGCACAGCGGGUUCGGGCAGUACCACGGCAAGUACUCGUUCGAGAUGUUCAGCCACAAGAAGGCGGUGCUCAAGAGGAGCUUCCUCAUCGAGUUCAUGUUCAGAUACCCGCCGUGGGACGAAAGCAAGAUAGGAAUGCUCAGGCACGUCUACCGCUUCGACUACGUCAACCUCUUCCUCGCGCUGCUCGGCCUGAGAAGAUGAAGUAGCCGCCGUCCGCUGGCCAGCCGGAGAAAGUGGCCGGCGGUGAGCGAAGAGAAAUUGCCCCUACCGUUGCCAAUGGAAGUGUGAGCAACAGCCGGUUAUGGAUUCGUUUAGAUUUGUCGAUGGAUGUGUAAAAUUAUCCUGUAUACACCAAAGCCAGUGUACGUGUCUGUCAGUUUAUUGCACCAACAGAUUAUAAUUUCAUCAUCUAAUACACUCCGAUUUAUGUUUUUUUUU
Phragmites australis (common reed) is the source of this 1964-nucleotide messenger RNA. RefSeq names its product aldehyde dehydrogenase family 3 member F1-like. Gene Ontology annotation, biological process: aldehyde metabolic process. The transcript is spliced from 10 exons. The coding region runs from base 273 to 1727 and encodes 484 amino acids. The record is from RefSeq and is a predicted model, not a curated record. Gene Ontology annotation, cellular component: cytoplasm. NCBI's taxonomy places the organism in Eukaryota, Viridiplantae, Streptophyta, Magnoliopsida, Poales, Poaceae. Gene Ontology annotation, molecular function: aldehyde dehydrogenase (NAD+) activity.